Messenger RNA from Frankliniella occidentalis (western flower thrips), 6420 nucleotides. RefSeq names its product protein SCAI. The record is from RefSeq and is a predicted model, not a curated record. Bases 58 to 1818 code for a protein of 586 amino acids. Gene Ontology annotation, biological process: DNA-templated transcription. Lineage: Eukaryota; Metazoa; Arthropoda; Insecta; Thysanoptera; Thripidae. Gene Ontology annotation, cellular component: nucleus. Gene Ontology annotation, molecular function: transcription corepressor activity. The transcript is spliced from 15 exons.
CAUGGCGCAGGCGCAGACACCAAGGGGGAGGGGCAGCAAGACAGCAGUGUCGUAGAUAUGGUAGCCAUGGCAGGCGCCAGCGUUUACCCUAGUAUGGAAGAACUUGAUAGAAAAGUAGUUAUUGAGUUUAUGCAUCUUUUAGAAAAAUCAAAACAACUUUUUAAUGGGCUAAGAGACUUGCCUCAACAUGGUCACAAACAAUGGCAAUCAUACUUUGGUAGAACGUUCGACAUUUACACCAAAUUAUGGAAGUUCCAGCAACAACACAGACUAAUACUAGAUACUAAAUAUGGUCUAAAAAGAUGGCAAAUAGGAGAAAUAGCAUCAAAAAUUGGCCAACUAUACUACCACUACUAUUUGAGGACAAGUGAAACAAAUUAUUUGAAUGAGGCAUACUCAUUUUAUGCAGCAAUCCGUGGAAGACAAUAUUAUUCUAGGGCAGCCAAAGAGAACAGGCCUGAUUUGAUGGUUAAAAAGCUGAGAUACUAUGCUCGUUUUAUUGUUGUGUGUCUGCUUCUCAAACGAAUGAAAUUAGUUCGAGAAUUAGUAAUGGAAUUGGAUAAACAAAUUGUGGACUACACAAGUACAUAUGAACCUGAUGAUCAAUUGGAGUGGUCACUGGUCCUAGAGGAAAUCAAGUCUUUCAUCAAGGCUGACGCUAUUGUAAAUGUUCUUCAUGCUGAUGCCAACACAGUGAUAUUAUCACAUAGAUUAGGGCCAUUGACCACCCCACCCUGUGAGAAAACACCUAUGAUGAAUCUUGUUCUUCAGGAAAUAAUUAUUAUAGGAAACUGCAACGAUCAGGUCAAGUUUAGUGAGUUAACCAUGGACAUGUUCAGGAUGCUCCAAACUCUAGAAAGAGAACCUCAGGAUGAAUUCAAUCAUAUCUACGAUUCAUCACCUGCACCCGGCAGAUCAAGCUUUGACAAGUACUCGAUGCCAGGGAAAAUGAGUCAUGAAAAUGGUGAUGGGCAGUUGCUGGGCAGGCCAAGCAGACGGGAAAAUCCUCACAAAUAUCUUUUAUAUAAACCUACUUUUAGUCAAGUUAUUAUGUUUCUGUCAUCAGGGUUUAAAGAAUUACCAAUCAAUGGAGCAAUGCUUCUUUACCUGUCUGCGGAUGGCUGCUUUUCUACUGCUAAACACCCUCAGGACUAUGGUUAUGAUUUAGGUGGAGUUCAGACAAGUUGCAAAAAAGAAGAUAUGAUUCACAAUAAAAAAUCCUUACAACUAAAAGAAAUGCAUUGCAUGUAUCCUGGUGAUCUGUAUCCUUUUACAAGGAAGCCAUUCUUUGUAAUUGUGGAUUCGGACAACAGCUUUGCUUUUCAACAUAUUCCCCAGUACUUCAAUCAACCACUUGUCAUUCUCAUGUCUCCUCAGGAACUUCCUUUGAAGUUCCAGGACCAUCACCACAAUGGUAGCUUGUUUACAUUAUUCCUUCAUUCUCCGUUGACGGCAUUUUGCUACAUUUGCGGAGUAACAACAAUACCCAUUCAUCAGUGGGAACGGUGUCAGUCUUUCAUUGACCGGUUUGUCACUGAAGCAAGCAGACUAUUCUCACAUUGUAGGAUAGAUCCUGCUUACAUUCAGUUUUUUGGUGAUGACUUUCUUCGGGUCCUCUUACUUCGUUAUGUGUUUUGUGAUGUUGUCUUACAUCUGCAUCGUUCUUUUAAGGGUUCUAUGCUGCGACCACGAUGUCAACCUCCUCUCCCAGAAGGGGAUUUAUUGGACCACCCCUCACUUACACAUCUUGUGUUCGACCUUGCCGCCAAUCUUGAGGUGCGUGACCAUUUUAUGCCCACAAACACAGGGAAUGACUGACUUAGAGGUCUCUAGUCAUAGCUUUUAACCUUUUUAAGGUGGCUGUAAUGUUGUUAAAAAUCAACCCUUUCUAGUCAGUUUUGUUUUAAUUUGUUUUAAAAGAAGCAACCCAGUCAGAAAUAUUUAUACUGUGUGCUGACAAAUCAUUUCUUUUAACUGAAGUGUAUUGCCUUGCUAGUACUUUGCUCAAUUGUUUUUGGAAAAGUACUGUAUCUCAAAGAAUGUGCGAAUGUCAUUGCAAUCUUGGUGUUAUACAUUGCCAUACAUGUAAAGUGAAAUUACCUCUCCUACCUUUGUACUAGAAUGUGUAAACUCAAGAUUUCCCAACUUGAAGAGUUAUUUCAGUGGAGUUUCCGUUAAAUAUUUCUUUUCUGGCUGGGACCAAAACACAAUCUGUGACAGACAGAAAAUCAAAUCUAAGACAUUGUAGUCUUUUGCUUAUUAAGUGAUUGUAAUAAUUGUAUGUACUGAUGAGAGACAGAGUAACUUUUGAGACACCUUACCUUUUGUACAAUUUUAAUACAGUGUAACUACAACGUGCAGUUUACAAAUAUUGUAGGACAGUUAGGGUCCCUUAUAGUUUUCUUAUUCAUCAAACAUAGAUGAUGGGACUGCUCAUCUAUAGAUCUUUGCUAGCCUUCAUAUUUUUUAUUUCCUAUCAAAUCUGGUACAUUAGCAUAUGAAGAAAACUACAUAUAAGUUUCUCCACAAAAUUAUGAAACUAAUCUGUGCAUUGUACUGUACAGUAGGCCCUCAGGUGGAGAAAUUAUCUAUUUUUAUUAAACCUUAAUUAUAAGGGAAUUGGUUUGCUUCCCUUCCACUUAAGAGUGUGCUCAGUUACAUACCAUUUAUUCCUGCUCAACUUGAACAGUAACACAUCCACUUUCAAAUUCCACCAGUAACAAAAUAUGUACGUAAUAUUCAUCAAAUUUUAAAAAUUCUUUAGAGCGGUCAAGCUUUUGAGACUCUCAUAAAUGUCAGAUAAGCUAUAAGCAGCUAAUGUGGAUUUCCAUCUGGCAUCAUGAUGCAGGAUUGGUGUGUGAAGACUCAUUUUGUGCUACUGGUAGAAUCAAAUCAGGUUGGCUGCGUUGCCGAUUCCAAACAAAAAGCAUGAGAUGCACUAUGCCCUAUUGCAUUUGAGUGGUUCUCCCCUGCAUUUUGCUUGCACUCAUUCUAUGUAUUAUCUAUUUCCACAAGCCCCAACUUAAUGAUGUUUUCAUUAUGAAAAUCAUAGAAGAUUAAACAUUAACCAUCAGAAACACUUGUCUGAUGAUUAGUGAUUAUUUAUUAUUGUUCUCCGUAAAGACGUCCUACCAGUACUAAUCAAAAUCGUAACAUAAAUUACCCCUAAUCUAGUCAUGUACCUCUAAUUUUAGCUUAUUAUUAUCCUCAGUUUUGUAAACCUCUUUAUCUAUAACACCCUUUUUUUUUCAAACAUUUGUUUUAGUACUAAUUAUUGUGUGUUUUCAACUUGUUUUAAGUUUUUCCUCUUACCUUGGAUUUAUUAAUUAUAUUCCCUACAUACAUCUUCCUAUUCGUCUUUUGGUUUUGAAUUUCAACAAUGAUGUUUAAUGCAGUAAUAUCUUCAUCUACGUUUUGAGUUAUCUGUCCUCUGUGUGGUAAUUACCUGUCAUUGAUUUACACAAUGUUUCUUUUAGUUUGUAUUCAAUUUAAAUUUUUGGGGGGGCUUUAUGGUUGAGCCUAUGGCAAAUACAAUAUUUGCCUUGCUGUUUCUGUUUUGUGUGUGAAAUACUGAUCCCUAAUAAUCUUUGAUCAAGACCUUGUUUGAAUAUGUUAGUGACUUCACUCUAGGAGCUUUAUCAGUAGACUUCGGCAAAUUUAAAAUUGCAGAUGUAUUUUGGGACUAUCAAUACAGGAAGCAGAAAUGAUGCUUUGUCUGCUGAGUCUAGUUGAUUUGCCCUAGCAACCUGUGAUGUAAUAUUCCAUACCAUGUCUUGUGCACAUUGUUAUUAUCUAAAUUGAGAGAUUCAAGAGUUAAAUCCAAAUCAGUAUUUAGGUCACUUAAUGAAAUUAUGUUUGUGAUAAAUCAUCUUCCAUUUUAAUUAUUUUUACAUGGUUUAUUUUGUCAUCUUGUUUCCUUUCUCACUAAAAUCAAUCUUAUUAAAUCUCUCAUAUUUUAUUAGUGUUACAUUAUCACAGGUCAUUUGCCAAAAGUGAGAGUAUGUACUAAGAAUCAGAUGUAGAAAAGUUGUUGGAGUAAGUUGAAGCAAGUAUUUUGAAAAAAAUCUUGAUAUACUGUAAAUCAUCAUUAAUUAACCUGUUCCCAAAUUGUCAGGUGAUCUCAUACCUUUUGUGUUAAAAAUUUCCAUGUUCCUUUGAACCUUAAAACUUUGUAGCUCAAAAUAUUAGCAAUAUGUAUAGUAUUUUUUUUAUAUGCCCAGUGCUCUUAGUGCGACAUCAUAUUAUAGAUGCCAGAAGUUAGUCAGAGUUCUCAAUGAUAUCAUUUGGUUAUGCUUCUUUUUCUUUUAGUGUUUUAGUUUUUUUAAAUAGGUUUCUUCAUAAGAAAUUUGGCAAUUUUUUUGUCAGAUUAUUUGAUUAAGGCAUGAAUUGCUUUCAGAGUCUAAAAAGAGUUUUGAAAGGUUUUGAAAUGCCUGCUUUGGCAUGACUGGAAACUAAACAAUAACUUGGGUAAAGGUAAAGUAAUAAUUUUGUGGAAUUAAAUGUAGUGGGUAUCUACUAACCUUGAAGAAUAUUUCUCAUUAGUUUUAAAUAUCUCACUUUCUAUUCUCAACUGUUUAGUUGAGCUAAUUUUAUUUCAUUUUGUAACUGGCACAUUUUUACAAAUUUUCUCAUGGUUUCUGUUUUAAGUGCGAGCAAAAGUUUUAGAUUUUGUUCCUAAAUCUUGACAUGAAUUCUCCAUUCCAUAUGUUAUGUUUGUAUGUUUUCAGAUUUGAUUUCCUUAUGACAGUUCUAAUGUCUGUAGUUCACAUGUCGAAUUCUAGUCGUGCUCAUGCAUUCAGUGAAAAUACUGUUUGAUAGAUAAUAUCAGUUAAAUAGCAGAGAUUAAUCAUGCCCUGAGUUUUUGAAGUAUGUAUUACAUUCACAUACAGUACUUACAUACAUAUUUAUUUUCAUCCUAGUUAACGUGCCAUUAAAGCUUUUCUUUUGGGCACAUAAGUGAACGUUUAUUGUUCAUAAUGUACAUAAUUAUGUCAUACAGGUAUGUUAAAAGAGGAACAGAUCCAGUAACUCAACUUUUAAUUUUUCCUGAUAGUUAUAACGGGUCACCUUGGUACCUAUUUAAAGCUAGCUCUUACUGAACAGUAUUUUUAAAAUCUUCAGAGCUUGGUACUUUCUUGAAAACUAUUUAAUGUUGCUAAGCAUUAGGGAUGAGUACAAUUUAAAAGAAAAGAUACCUUCCUUUUGCAGUGCUUUAAGUGCUUCAGCUUAGUCUGGCCUUUUUUUUCUGUUUGUUAAGUGUUGAGAGGAAAGGUCUUGAUUUGUGUGAGCUUUUGAGUGCCAUUAUCCCUUCCAAAUGUCUAUCCUGCUUGAAGAUGAUGAUGUGGAAUUGUAUUAUUUAUUCCAACACUGCCGAGCAGCAUUGCUGCCUAUUGUUAAGAGAGAAAGAUAUGGUGUGUAUAGCUAAUUGCAAGGUCGCUUUUGUGCGAAUAUUUUUAAUAUGCCCUAUAUGCCAGCAAUUGGCAUCAUAAUCUAAUUUAAAUGUUAUCAUAAAUGAGAGAGUAUGUUUGUUGGACCGUCCCACCAAUGUUCAGGAUUAUUGUACCAGAUAGAUGUGAUACUGUUGAUAAUCUGUUAUUAGAUCAUUCAAUUUAAUUUAUAAGUGAGAGAUCAAAACUAUGUCCAUUGUACACCUGCAUUGGUUUGUGUGGUGAGUUACAAUGAUCACAAGAAAUCUCCGUUCAGUCUCACUGUAUACUAACUUUUUAUUUCAUUGCGUAUUAGUGUUGGUUUUAUAUUUUACCUACCAAAUUACCUGAGGGCCACCAGGUCGUGUUUUGCAUUAUUUCCCUUCCUAUGUUCAAGUUUUUCAGUGCAAUAUUUGGUUCACUGAACUACAAAUAUUUAUAUCAAUUACAUUCCAUACUAUUUGCUUUGAGAGUAGGUGCAGACUAUGUUAUAGAGCUAUGUAUUGCUGAACCUUCUCUUGGUUGACAAGUUGAGUGCAGAAAUUUUCAGCCCAUUAUGGUUUAGCUUCAAGCUUGAAUACAUUGUUGUCAGGUGUCACUCAUUGUGUUCAAGCACAACAUUUCAGACCUUUUAGGGUUCUGACCGUAUUUGAUAAAAUUAUUUGUGAGUUUUAGUCCAUUUUGGUACUACUUCCAGGUCAAAACAAAUGUAUCAUAAGAUCUUUUAUUUCAUUUGCAAAUGCAUUAGGAGAGUUUAUUAGAUCACAUCCAUUCUACUUGUACUUGUUUGUAAGUGUCUAUUUUUGCUGCACCGACUUGGGAUAUUUUACCUCAGUCAAGUGAGACAAAGUCCACACCUCAUUAAUUAUUAGUAUUAAUCCCAGCAUCAUGCAGAGGAGUUUCUCAUCAUGCUGUGCUAUCGAUACCCUUGUGAUAUUCUGUAAAUUAUGACAUUAUAUCAGUAUUACAAAUAAAUAUAUACUAUUCAUUAAAA